Messenger RNA from Larimichthys crocea (large yellow croaker), 1436 nucleotides. RefSeq names its product transmembrane protein 235b (gene tmem235b). Gene Ontology annotation, cellular component: apical plasma membrane. Lineage: Eukaryota; Metazoa; Chordata; Actinopteri; Sciaenidae. The coding region runs from base 236 to 886 and encodes 216 amino acids. The transcript is spliced from 5 exons. The record is from RefSeq and is a predicted model, not a curated record.
AGUCUCCCCUUAUUAUAAUAUCCUCUCUCUCCAUGUCGUGCGUAAACGUGUGCGCCACCCGAUUCAAUUUAAGUCCCACCCAAACAGACAGAAGCUGCUGCUGUUUUAGUCAGCCUGGUCAUCCUCGUGUAGUUUUGUGAUUCACUCAAGGAUAAGUUAAUCUUCUCCAUUCUGUAGAUUCUGGAUAACCUCCGCACCAUAUCUGUGUUUUCCCUUUUCUUUUACGCACCCCGUAAUGAGCGCAUCCACGUUUAAAAGGAUGAAGGUAACCUUUGGCUGUCUGGUGAUCGCAGCCGGCAUCUGCGGUAUCCUGAGCUUCGCGUUUUUGGCGACUUCCCUCGGAACAGAGUACUGGUACAUCAUAGAGAUGAAUCCUAUGAACAUCAGCGACUUUGAGGACAUGAGCUCUCACUCUGGACUGUGGAGCAUCCACGAAGGUGGGAAGAUGCACGCAGACUCCAUCGACUCUUUCACAACUGACUACUCCAGGUACUCUGAGACUGAGCUGCACAUGCUGAGCAUGCACAGUGCAAUCGUGGUCGUGCUUCCCUUCAGCCUGGUCCUGUUGCUGUUUGGUGGCAUCUGUGGACUAGUCAGCUCCCUGGCUCGGAGCCCUGUCCUCCUCACUGGCACAGCCUUGUACUUCUUCAUCUGCAGUCUGCUGACCCUGUGUGGUGUGACCCUCUACAUCAUCUACUCAUACCAGGCCCUGGCUGAGACGGAGAGGCUGGUGGGGCCGGAGGGUCUGGCCUCCAUUCACACCUCCUUCGGCUGGUCUCUGGGUCUGGCCUGGCUCUCUUACGGUCUGGAGCUUCUCAGUGGCAUACUGCUGCUCGUAGCUGCUCGAAUGGCUAAGCUGCAGCACAGCAGUCCCAUCAUGGCCUGACACAAACCUCCACCAGGAUUGAGAAUGAACUGUGCUGAACUGUACGUUUAUUGGCAGCCAUGUGGCUCUGCCCUGCUUUAGAGCAAGGUGACAAACAAUAGCUGCAUGGUACUAAUGCUUUGAAGGUUUUUAAAGAGUGUUUUAUGAGACUGAAUGUCCCCAGAUUAGACAUUCUGGUGAAUUACAGUAAGAGAAGUGGUGGACUACUCUGAGUUAAAUCUGACCAAUUACGUCCUCUUGUGGUGAGAACAGGUCAUGCACAGUCAGUGGUGAUUGUCAAACUGUAGUCUGUGCCAAACUAAACUGACAAGCUUACAAUUUAAGAUCAUUUCAUAUUACUUUAAAUCUAUAGAUAGAUGCAUAUCACAACAUUUCACAUACACACUGCCCCCCAUUUUUCAUGCAGAUUAAUGUCAUGUAAACUGUAACUGUUGUUUUUGAACGUUUACUGUCAGAACGUGCAUAUUUUUUUUUAUUGAAAAUGUGUUUGUUCCAUAUGACUGCUGCUUAUAAAACACUACACUACGGCACUGACUUACUGCUUGUGUUU